Molecule: messenger RNA, 695 nt
Organism: Vitis riparia (riverbank grape)
Lineage: Eukaryota; Viridiplantae; Streptophyta; Magnoliopsida; Vitales; Vitaceae
Product: V-type proton ATPase subunit G1-like
Exons: 5
Coding region: 177-509 (110 amino acids)
Biological process (GO): proton transmembrane transport
Cellular component (GO): vacuolar proton-transporting V-type ATPase complex
Molecular function (GO): proton-transporting ATPase activity, rotational mechanism
Source: RefSeq, a predicted model, not a curated record
GCAACCUUCUCCCUUUGAAGAAAUUAAACACAGAUUUUUUAUUAUUCACAAUCCAAUUUGAAGAAUUGGGUCUUUUAUUUGGCAUAUGGAAUUUGGAAGACCCACUUAAAUACAUCGAUUUGAGUCGCAACAUUUUGUUUUUUCAUCUCUCAGAUCCACCAGGUAGCAUAUUUUCCAUGGAUUCCAUGAAAGGACAAGGAGGCAUCCAGAUGCUACUGACUGCAGAGCAGGAGGCCCGACAGAUUAUUUCCAGUGCUAAAAACUUAAAGUUGACGAGGUUGAAACAAGCUAAAGAAGAAGCUGAGAGGGAAGUGAAACUCUACCACUCCAAUAUGGAAGCUGCCCACCAGAAGAAAAUUUCUGAGACGAGUGGGAGCAGUGGGUCAAAUGUAAAACGGCUUGAUGAAGAAACUGCAUUGAGGAUUCAAAGCUUGAAAGAGUCUGCUUCUAGGGUUUCAUCAGAUGUUGUUGCCAUGCUCAUCAAGCAUGUCACAGCGGUGGAAGCUUGAUAUGUGGUGGUCAGUACAACUACUUCAUCAGUUACAUCGAUUAAAGCUCGAUCUACUUUAGGUCUAGGGCUUCUACUUUUAUGGUCUUUUCUAAAAUUGUAGAAACCCCGAGCUCCAUUUGGAUCAGGGAAGUAGCCGAUAAAUGUUAUUAACUUCACGAUCCUGAUUUAAAUACCCACUUUUCUC